GAUUUCAUCAUACCAAUGCUACUUCAGUCGCCUUAGAGCUGCAGUACAAGUACAUGUAGUCAUUUAGCACGAUAAUCUAUGCCGAAAGUAGGUAAUCUGUUUCUUGUCACUGCUACCGGUUUGUACACCAACCUUAAACUCCGGCGACCUUGACCUUGACCUGCUGGUUGCGGUGGGCUCUGCAACUCAACGACUCAGUUGGCUUUGCUCUGGUCGCGUUCGGAUUUGUGGCUCGCGGCUGUCCGCACGCAGAACUGCAAGCGUACGAGCAGCAAAAAGCGAGUCUCUGUGCCCCCGAACAGUCUUUGCUGGCUCUCGGUACCAGAUGGAAGUGCUGCCUACAAGUCGUGUGUUCGUCGUGGUAGAGAGGCCCAGAUAGGCGGGGCCUAGUCGCGUCGUGGCCUCUCCAUUCAGGAAUUCUCCCCCACGCUCUUGCAUCUCGUCGUCGAGAUCAGCAACAGCGUACAGACUUGACGACAUGGUCAUGCAGACGCUCUCGCGCGCCCUUAUGGGUCUCGCGCUGCUCAACGGUGUUGCGCAGGGAUUUAACGUCUACGUGUACAACAAGUGCGAUGAGAGCAUGACGCUGGCUCACGUGACGCCCAACGGCGUGCAGACCGAGCAGGUGGCCUCUGGCGGCUCCACUACCAAGACCAUCGCUCCCGGCUCAGCCUCGCACGUGUUCAAGUGGGGCACGGGCGCCCAGGCUACCUUGGCCGAGUUCUCGGGUGAAAUGGGCAUGUGCUGGUACGACAUCAGCAUCAUCCCUACCGGCCCCAAGAGUGGCCCCGAGUAUUGCCCGAGUCUUCAGGCUUGCAAGGACCUCACGGGCGGCGUUGGCUUCAACAAGCCCAUGCAGAUCACCCCGCACACUCAGGACGGCGGACGCUGCGUUGAGCUGACGUGCAUGGCGGACGGGUGUAACGAUGCCUACCAGUUCCCCAAGGACGACACCAAGACGCACACGUGUCCUCUGUCCACGGACUUCGACCUGACGUUCUGCCCUGGUGGCUCAGGCGGCUCCACGCAGGCUCCUACGCAGGCUCCAACUCAGGCGCCUACGCCGUCUCCUACGCCGACUCCGACGCCGUCACCCACGCCCACUCCUACUCCGACCCCGACGCCUACGCCGGAAGAGGAACAGCAGCAGGAGCAACAGGAGCAGCAGGAGCAGCAGUCGGCUUCUGCUGGUUCGGCCGGUCAGAAGCAGGACCAGAACGUGGACCAGAAGUCCAAGUCCGGCUCUGGAUCGGACACUGAGGCUGGUGUCACCAAACUGCGCAAGGUCAACGCCGAGAGCGUGCAGAGCUCCACGGCGCAGCAGACUACGCAAACAACUGAGACAACGGACAGUGCCACUCAACAGAUUGGACAGACUCCUGCUGCCGCGUCGAAGGAAGACGAGGUGCAGAAGAUCAACAAUCAGGCCUCGGAAGGCAGCAGUAACAGUAUUCCGUGGGUUGUGCUUUGUAUCGGUGGGUUUGUCGGAAUGGUGGCCGCUGCUGCCAUCGUUGUUGUGCGCAAGAAGAAGAGAGCGCUCGAGGAGCUGGAGACCAAGACUCCGGUCUCUACGACGGCUCAUGGCGCGCUCGCUACGUUCCGCACGCCCCGCGACAACGUCAGCGUGCUCUAAGCAUGCAGAGCUGCAGUUUUGGAUGUGGGCAUACACACUUUUUUAUCUGUAGAUACGGUAGCUAGCUAGUCGCGCGAAGUGGAAGCGCUCCAAGUGGCUAGCGACGAGAGAAGACGGAUUUUUGAUCAUACAAACCUUGUGUGUGUGUGUGCGUCUUUUGUUGUUCGACUUAUAGUGAUAUCGUUAUAAUAAUUGCUAUGUAAUCGUAGUAAUAGUCAAGUUAAC
This is a messenger RNA of Phytophthora nicotianae INRA-310, 1858 nucleotides long. RefSeq lists its product as hypothetical. The transcript is spliced from 3 exons. The coding region runs from base 479 to 1633 and encodes 384 amino acids. NCBI's taxonomy places the organism in Eukaryota, Oomycota, Peronosporomycetes, Peronosporales, Peronosporaceae. The record is from RefSeq and is a predicted model, not a curated record.